Molecule: messenger RNA, 633 nt
Organism: Medioppia subpectinata
Lineage: Eukaryota; Metazoa; Arthropoda; Arachnida; Sarcoptiformes; Oppiidae
Source: the annotation of a GenBank genome assembly
CCGGCCGAUCGCCAAAAGGCAUGCUUUCUAUCCAUUGACCAGCAGUUAGAUGUCUGGCGCCGGGCGUUGACUGACAACGGCUUUACUGUAGAUGUGUUUACAGUGGCUGAAGACACCUUUACAAUGGCUCGUGAGCACGCAAUUGCCUCGUUUCCUGUUAUUAUGUCUAUCUAUAAGACAUUCUUCGAGACCAACGAAGAGUUUGACAGAGAAUGCGGUGAUUUGUCGGAUGUUAUAUUUGAUGCGAUGUGUUAUCCAGUGGCCGAUCGGCCCAACCCUAACGCGUGGACACAAUUUCUGGCCAAUGAGAACAUCACUGAAGUGGUCUAUAGGGCACAACUGUUAACGCUUAUUUAUGAACUGCUAAAUCUGUGCUACGUUUACAGCGCCAAUAUUGUACCCCAUUUAAGCAAUCUGGGAGCAAACUACCCUGAUCCCGACGCACCCGCACCCACUCCCGCGGCCCUCAACUGUAUGUUUGAUAAAAAGGGUGAUCAGGAGAGGGCCUGUGCUGUGAACGCCUACAACCACUGGCACACCGUUGAGCCCCAUUCAAAGGCCUGGUGUUGCGAUUCAUACGAGUAUUUAGACUGUGUUGGAAAGAUUGCUGCCGAUAAACACGGGGUAAGAUGA